AUGGCUCCCUUUUUUCAAAAGCGGCUGCGAUGCUUUUACUGCGGCGGAAAUUCGAAACAGAUAUACAAGAACGCCGUCCGGAGGUGGAAAUGCGAGCGCUGUCAGGCUGUUAACUAUCUAGACGAAAAUGGCGAAAUAACCGAUCCUCCCGUUGCUGAAGUGUCGACGGAGAAACGAUUCCAUCAGUACGCUGCUCCUAUCCCGCCAUCGCUAUCGCAAUCCUUCGAAGAACAGCCAGAGCAACCGAGCACCGCCGACUCUACCAUCUUCUGCUCUACGUGCCAGAAGAACCAGUAUCUUUUCACCCAGACAUUGGCUUCGUACCUCCCCGACCCGUCACACCCCGAAUAUGCGGCCUACGAAAAGUCGUAUCCGUCCUAUAAGCGGAGCUUGGAGGAACGCUACCCGCAGGUUUGCGAGAAGUGCAAGCCACGAGUCGUUGAUCGCAUCAGACAAACUGGGUAUGCUGCCAAAACAGAUCAUCUACGGCGCAUGAUGGAACGUAGCAAGGGCAGAUCGUCCCGACAAAGAAGACAGAUGUGGAGAUGGAAGGGCCUGUUAGUUUCUACGGGGGCCUUUUCGUUCUGGUCAAGUGUUGCUGGUCAACUGGUCUGGGACGUCGUUGCCUUUGCAUCUUCUGCUUACCAGCUACAGGAAGUAGAGGUAGCUUCAAUGUCCAUGUCCUCGCUCGGAAGCUAUUGCGUUGCUAGCUCCAUCAACAACCGUCGCAUUCCAGGAGAAUGUGCCACUUUUCUUGCACCUUACGCCGGGCUUUCAUUAAUUCUAGGCGCAUUUUCUCUCUGGUGGAACCCGAAGUUGAGACUGAAGGUUGAAGGCCAUCAUGGUCGAUUGAUUGGGCUACGAGAGUACUACCGUAUUCAAAUUGUUGCUCUUAUGGUCAGGUUUAUGGCGUGGGCCGGUUUGCAAGACCCUGCGAUUACAGGCCUGCAUCCCCAGUUGAACCCGUCUAUCCAUGCUUUUGUCGCUAUAUUUACCUUGAUUACUACUUUUGCCUCAAUAUCGACUAUCAAAUUCGAGAAGAGGCCGCUUGUUGAUUGGCAUGACAAUACUGAGGAGUUGUUAUCCGGUACCAACAGCAGGGCUGGAACGCGACCGUCAAGCCCGCAGGAGUCGCAAGCCUCUGAGAUGGGCAGGCAGCCAGUUCCUCAGCGAUUUCCCAUUGCCAGUCUUGCACCACGCCGUUUGGCGACACCCGAACCGCAUGUCCCACCGACUCCUCCGCGGGAUCUUCGGCGGGAUGAUAUCGAUGCAAUGGACUGGACUCCAUCCCGGCCGUCUCUGAAAGUCCCAGCUAAACCUGUAACCCAACAGACACAGACACUUUCUUCUUCAAUGCUCUUUCAGGGUCAGCUGCCUCAGGUGCCAAAACCGCCAUCUUGGAAUUUGCGGAACCCAGUUGCAGAAAAGGUGGAACAGAUCCAGAAAAAGCCAAAUCCAUUCCAUCAAGCGCCUGUUUUGCAGCCUACGCGUCUGUCUUUAGAGGAUGAUGAGGACGGGGAGGAAGAGGAAGGCCAGGAUCAUAAGCCAGUUCGAACUAAUGCUGUCUUCGCAGCACCUAAAUUUUUCCCUCCCGGUCUGACAGCCGAAACUGGUCUCGAGAACCUAUUUGACCAAGCGUUCUCAAUCGCGGAUGGGCCGGGUAACGCCCAGCAGAACCAGUCCGGUCAGGUCUCUAUCAAUCAGAGGUCUGCGGUUUCUGGUAACAGUCCAACCCAUAUACUGCGAAUUAUCCUCCUAUCAUCUUGCGUGGUCUUGUGGAUGAGCACGAAGGUGUAUACCGAGCCUGCAAAGUCCAUUGAGUCUGUGGUGCUUGGAAUAUCCUUCCUUGUCGCUGCCUUUUCAUUUUUGGAGUCACUGAUGAAACCGAUGCUGGUCUGGAAUGUGACCGAGAUCUUGCUAUCUCUUUUUGAGCUAGUAUCUUGCGUUUACCUGGCAGUUGUGCAGGCUCGUCAACUUGACAGCCCAGUAGGUCUGGAUAAUGCUGGGAUAUAUCUGGUUUCAUUCAUGAUGGGACACGAGAUGUUUGGCCUUGGGCCUCUUCUCUCCCCUUAUACCAACCCGACUGAGCCCAAGAAAGCCCCUAAAGCUGCAGAAACUGAGUCUGAGGCACGGACAGAGAAGAAACCUUCUCCUAGUUCAUCAGCAGGCGGCUCGUUUACUACAUUCAAUAUGAGCCAAAACAGUCUCUCUCCGGGCAGCAGGUAUGCUGGUAGCCCCCAAGCCAGAAGGCCACAGACCGCCAACAACAGAAUGAGCCCCAAGAGCAACUCUCCCCCAAGUACCCUCCCCCAAAGACACCACAAUAUCUUUCCUGACUUUGCCACGAGGAUGAAGUCAACACCACAGCCGUCAUUUACACCCACCACUUCAUUUGCAGGCUAUACCCCAGCUACCCGGCGACCAAAACCAUCCCUAUCGUUUUCUCCAUCAUUCGACUCAGCUUUGCAAGACAGCCCCUUCUCCCCAACCUCUACAGUAUCAGACUCGGCGUCAUCAGCUGCAUCAGAAGCCCAAACACCCGUUUCUCGACUCAGAUUCCCAGACAUAAGCCGUGGGAACCCCAGUCCUUCUAUGAUCAAAUCACUAAAUCUUGACGACGAUCGAGCUCCUCGAGCUACGCCUAAUACACGCUACUCUCUGCGUCAGAGGCGGAAUUAG
This is a messenger RNA of Nannizzia gypsea CBS 118893, 2679 nucleotides long. RefSeq lists its product as hypothetical. The record is from RefSeq and is a predicted model, not a curated record. Bases 1 to 2679 code for a protein of 892 amino acids. NCBI's taxonomy places the organism in Eukaryota, Fungi, Ascomycota, Eurotiomycetes, Onygenales, Arthrodermataceae. The transcript is spliced from 3 exons. Gene Ontology annotation, cellular component: microtubule organizing center attachment site; chromosome, centromeric core domain; mitotic spindle pole body. Gene Ontology annotation, biological process: nuclear inner membrane organization.